This is a messenger RNA of Aphis gossypii (cotton aphid), 1627 nucleotides long. RefSeq names its product survival of motor neuron-related-splicing factor 30 (gene Spf30). Gene Ontology annotation, molecular function: RNA binding; DNA-binding transcription factor activity. The coding region runs from base 857 to 1459 and encodes 200 amino acids. Gene Ontology annotation, cellular component: nucleus; precatalytic spliceosome. Lineage: Eukaryota; Metazoa; Arthropoda; Insecta; Hemiptera; Aphididae. The transcript has 7 exons. Gene Ontology annotation, biological process: regulation of alternative mRNA splicing, via spliceosome; negative regulation of DNA-templated transcription. The record is from RefSeq and is a predicted model, not a curated record.
UUUGUAACUUGUAUUAUUUUUUUAUGGUUUACUUGACAUUCUGUUCUGCCCCUACUACUAUUGUUAUUUUAUUAAUAGUUAUAAUUAAAUUAAAGUUCUACCAAUUCGCGUCACAUUAGCAGUGGCCAGUAACCAGUGAGUUGUGACUACGUUUUACUACUUAGUACUUUAAAGUUAGAAAUCGUAAUCAGAAAACUUUAAUCACAACUAACGUUUUACGACAAUCAUAAUAGUUUCAUUUUAACACUUGUCAGUGGUGAUAGAUCGGACUCCUAGGUCACGGUUUGUAUUGCUAAGAUACGCACAGAUUCAUAUAUAAUUUAUUUAUAUAUCUUAAAAGAUCUACCAAAUCGUACGGUUUUGGCAGCGUCAACCUCAUUGUUUGUAUAAAUAAUUUUUCGCAAACCAAUUUGCACUUACAAAACUACACAACUGCUAUCAAUGGCGGACGAGCUAAUCAAUUACAAAUUGCAACUACAGCAGAUGCAGCAUUGGAAAACAUUAUUAGCAUCAUCUGUAUCUUACAUCGGCAUCAUCCAAAGUAUCAAGAGAAAAUUUGCUGAUCAUAAAAGUCUUCAGAUUUGCUUUACCUGCAUUAUACCCAAUUCACCUGGCAACUGCAGUUGGAACAGUUUUAGCUGAUAUUUAUUCACCAACUGAUUGGUUACUGUAAAAACAAAUAACCAUGGUCUGUAUUUAAUUAAAAGUACUCCUGGUUGAGAUUUUAGUAAAGAUUUUUAAAAGAUUUUCGGAAUUUUUAGGAUUCAGUCAUGUUGAACAUUCUACAUCCGGAUGUAAUCGUUUAUACGCACCGGUAGAAGCUGCAUUAACAAAUAGUCCUGAUGACCCAGAACUUAUGAAACUGAAAACUGAUUUAGAAGAAGUUAUUGAAUUAACAGCUGAACUAGUAAGAACUCAAACUCAGCCUAAAAAAGAAAUUGUUCAAACAAAAAAAGAAUCAUCUUAUCAACCUGAUAUACUACCAUCUGUUGCAAAGACGAAAGGUGAAUGGAAAUCAGGAGACAGAUGUUUGGCACAACUAGCGGAUGAUGGUAAAUUUUAUGAAGGUACUAUUGAAACUAUUGAUGGAGAAGCGGUGGCAGUUUUAAUAGAUGGACAAAAAGCUGCUGCAGUAACAACAUUAGAUUUUAUUAAAGAUUUGCCUAGAACUCAUCCUAAUGAAAUGAAACACAAGAAACAACCUGUAGCCAAGUAUAGAGAAUAUCAAAAGAAAAGAAAACUUGCUAAACAGCAGAGAUUUAAACAGUUAGAAGAGGAACGUGAAGUUGAGAAAAAUAAAUGGCUAGCAUUUGCUACUAAAGGUGUGAAAAAGGGCAUACCAAAAAAAAGUAUAUUUGCUUCGCCAGAUAAUGUUAAUGGACGAGUUGGUAUUGGCACCUGUGGCCUGGGCGGAAAAGGCAUGACAGAAUUUCCAACUGCUGAGAAAAGAAAAAAAUAAGACUGCAAUCGAUGCAUUGUAUUUAAAAUUUUGUAAAAAAAAAUUAAGGCUAUCAUAUCAACAUGCUUAUUUACCUUUAUUAAUUGUAUUCUUUUUCUUUUUUUUUUAAUCUCACAUUUAAUGUUUUAAUGUAUAUUUUUUCAUUAAUAUAAGUUAUGUGUAAUUAAA